AUGAAAGGGGAAGGUGAAAAAUGUAAAGGAAAAGAGAAAACGAAAGAGAAGACGAAAGGGAAGGGUGAGAACGAAAGGGAAAGGAAAAACGAAAGGGAAUAUUUCGAAAGUUCGGCGGCCAUUGGACAGACCGGAAUUCAAUAUUUCGAAGGUUCAGCAGCUCAUUGGACGUAUGGAAUUCAACAUUUCGAAGGUUCAGCGGCUUAUUGGACGUAUGGAAUUCAACAUUUCGAAGGUUCAGCGGCUUAUUGGACGUAUGGAAUUCAACAUUUUGAAGGUUUUCUAUUUUGGCACUGGUGCGGAUUAUCCAUAGAUUAUCGGAUAUCUGAUAAAUAUAGAUUAUCGUUAAAUAAUAAUAAUUGUGCAUUUAUUAAUAAAUAA
Rhizophagus irregularis DAOM 181602=DAOM 197198 is the source of this 381-nucleotide messenger RNA. RefSeq lists its product as uncharacterized. Lineage: Eukaryota; Fungi; Glomeromycota; Glomeromycetes; Glomerales; Glomeraceae. The record is from RefSeq and is a predicted model, not a curated record.